Messenger RNA from Ziziphus jujuba (common jujube), 641 nucleotides. Its product is annotated as small ribosomal subunit protein uS14z/uS14y/uS14x. The transcript has 3 exons. Gene Ontology annotation, cellular component: ribosome; cytosolic small ribosomal subunit. The record is from RefSeq and is a predicted model, not a curated record. Gene Ontology annotation, molecular function: zinc ion binding; structural constituent of ribosome. Gene Ontology annotation, biological process: translation. Lineage: Eukaryota; Viridiplantae; Streptophyta; Magnoliopsida; Rosales; Rhamnaceae. The coding region runs from base 127 to 297 and encodes 56 amino acids.
UAUACUUUCUCAAAUUAGGGUUUUGACUGUCCUAUAAGUUAGGUUUUUCUCUUUCUCUCUCCAAAUCUAAAAUUCGUAUCCUCUGCGACUGUCUUUUAUCUGUGUAUACUUUGCGAGCAACAAAAAAUGGGACACUCCAACGUGUGGAACUCUCACCCAAAGAACUACGGUCCCGGUUCACGCACCUGUCGUGUGUGUGGGAACCCACAUGGAUUGAUUCGGAAGUAUGGUAUCAUGUGUUGCAGACAGUGCUUCCGUAGUAAUGCCAAGGAAAUUGGCUUCAUUAAGUACCGUUAAAUAAUUCAAAUCUUCUUGCAACUUCAAGUUCGAGAUCCUAGGAGAUUGAUGUUUUGUCCAAAGGAUGAUCGUAUCAGGAAUUUCAAAUUCAGUUGAUCCUUGAAGAGAUAUUUUUUGUUUUAAGUUGACCUAAUGCUAAAAGCUGAAUUAUUUGUUUGAUUUUGAUUCAAUGGAAUCACUGAAUUGAAGUUAAUUCAUGUUCUCUUUGUUUUCUCCAACUUCUUCAUAGCUUUCCUUAAGUUUUCUUAUAUUGUUGUUGCAACUUGAAACCGAGUCAUGUAAAGGUCAGUUGCCCAUUGGAAAUUUUCCCUUAAUAUUACGAUUCUGGUUUGAUUUAUGUGCUA